AUGUCGACGAAGGUCGAAAAACGAUCAUCAUUGCAUGAUUUAAUUGAUGACAUUAUUGAAUCACCAUUAUCAUCUUAUCCAAUAUAUUCACGAUUAAAAGAUGGUGGCUCAAAAGCAUUUCAAAAUCGAAAUCAAACAAGUAGAACAUCAUUAUUUGAUAAAUCUAAAUAUGAAAAAAUCGAUAAUUUAAUACCAACAAUAACAAAUGACUUUCGUGAUCGAGCUGUGGGAACAUUACCAUAUUCAAAUUCGUCAACGAAUACAAUGAGUAAUGAAGAACGACGUAAAGAAAUCGAUUUUAUUAUAAAACAUUUGUAUGAUGGGAAAUUAUCAACAAUUAAUGAUGAUCGUGCAGUGUCAGAUGUUUCAGAAAAAUCCAUGUCGGUGUUGAGUAAAGGACCAAUAACCAAAACUACAACAACUACAGCAGCGAUUCUCAAAAAUGAUGACAGAAGGAAAAAUAGUAUUGAUUCUUUUGAUUUGCUCCCGCUUGAUGGUGAUAUUUUGACACUUGAACGAGAGUUACAAGAAAAAGAACUUGAUAUAAUUCAUUUACAUAAAGAAAUUCAAGAGUUACAACUUGAAAAUAAAUUACUAAAAGCAAAAGUACCAACCACUCAUUCCAAUGGUUAUGCAAGUAAUAAUAGUGAAGCGGAUGCACUUCGUCGUGAAAAAGAUGUUUUACAAAAUGAAUUACAUACGUCACAAGAAUUAAUUGCAAAAUUUCAACAACAACAAUAUCAAAAUGUUCUUGUUAAUCGUUCGAAUAAAGUCGAUGAAAUUUCUGCACAACAAAAAGAAGCAUUACAAAACAAAUUAAGAGUUUAUGAAAAACAGAUGCGCGCAUUAACCGAUGAAAAUGAUCGAUUAAAACAAAAUCUUCAACAGUCGGAAAGAGCGAUUGCACAAUAUAAAAAAGAAAAGGAAGAAUUACAACAACAAGUAACCGAAGCUAAAAAACGCAAUGAUGAAUUAUUUCAUCAAGAAUUUCAUUCGUUUCGAAAUGAUUUAAAAAUGCUUAAACAACGAAAUAAUGAAUUAUUUGAAGAAAAUCUUCAUUUACAGCAAGAAAAACGAGGCCUUAAUUUUCAUUCAUUCAAUCAGGAACAACAACCAAACUCAUCUUCGCCACCAAUUAAAAUAUCUAACUUAGAGCCGAAACAUUUAAAAACUACUCGAAGUGAAAGUCCAAAUAUGUCUGAAGCAAGCGAUUCAACGAAUUAUUUAGCAACAGUUAGUAUUGAUCGUUAUCAUCCUCGCUCGUCAACGUCCGUUCAUCGUUCAAUAACAAUAGAUGGAAAUAAUUAUUCUCGUACAAAAAAAUACAAUUCACUAAUUGGACAAGGCGAUCUGAGUCGAAAUAGUUAUUUAUCUCCUACGUUUAAUUCUGCUGAUCAAUCGUUUAAUUAUCGUUCAUCUAAAAUUCACCAUUCCACGGAGUGGAAUGAUGAGUCUACGCAAAAGAAUGAAGACAUCGCAAAUGAUGAUGAUGAUGAUGAUGAUGAUCGCCCAACUAUGGAUAAUGCAAAGCCACCAUUAUCAUCGCCGCAUAACUAUCGACAAACGCAUCCUAUUCAUCGUAGUGCAGCAUUUAAAGAAUUUCAACACAACUCACACCGAUCAAUGUAUAAUAAUACAAAUAAUCAAUACGAUAAUCGUCGUCAUAGUCGAAAAAGUACAGAAACGAUUGUUUCUAGACGUCCAUUUGCUCCAUCAUGUAUCAAUGAUAUUCAUGUAAAUGAUCUAGUAAAAUUUACUCGACCAGGCGGUAAAAUAAGUAAAGGCGUUGUUAAAUAUGUUGGAUCAUUACCGGACAGGAAUGAUCAAUAUCUUGGAUUAGAAUUAGAAGAUGAAGAAACUAAACAUGAUGGAAUCUAUCAAAAUAAACGACUGUUUCAGUGUAAACCAAAUAAAGGAAUAUUUAUUGCAUUUAAUAAAGUAAUUAUGGCAUGGACCGGAGCAUAA
Rotaria socialis is the source of this 1965-nucleotide messenger RNA. Lineage: Eukaryota; Metazoa; Rotifera; Eurotatoria; Philodinida; Philodinidae. The record is from the annotation of a GenBank genome assembly.